Messenger RNA from Saccostrea cuccullata (small rock oyster), 1584 nucleotides. RefSeq lists its product as uncharacterized. The annotation marks the transcript as partial. The record is from RefSeq and is a predicted model, not a curated record. Gene Ontology annotation, molecular function: zinc ion binding. NCBI's taxonomy places the organism in Eukaryota, Metazoa, Mollusca, Bivalvia, Ostreida, Ostreidae. The transcript has 3 exons.
AUGGCUGCAAAUAACCCACAAGAAAAUCCACUGGGCUCUCCCCUAGUGCACAUUAAAAUGUGUGAAUUCCAUGAUUCACCAACUGAUAUUAUUUGCGAGUACUGUGAUAAAUUUAACUGUGUCAAAUGUGCUAAAACAGAUCAUAAAGAUCAUAAUUGGAAAACUUUACCCACAGCAGCUACCGAGAGGAGGAGAAAUUUACCUGAACUUUUUAGGAAGAGUAAGGAAAGAGAUAUACCUAGAGUUGAAGAGAAGAUAGAAAUGAUAUCGGAAAGAAUCAUUGAAAAUAAAGAAUUGUGUGACACUGAGAUUAGAAAGCUUCAAAGACAUUAUGAUGAGAUGAUAAGCAGGCUAAAAAGGGAAAAUGGCAUUGUUGAGGCAGUUAAGUUUAUGGAGGACAACAACGUCACCAUGUCAGAUUAUAGUUUGAUUGACAACCACAGAGAACUGACACAAUUGCAGCCUACUCUGGAUGUUGAUUUAAAUGACUGUAAACAUUCAGUUAGAUACAGUAAAGGAGAAAUUAAUGACGAGGUGUUGCAUAGCUUAUCUGGAAAGACACUGUAUUUAAAUGAUAUCAGUUUGACUGAAGAAAACUCGUUUAACUAUGGAGAUAGACGAAUAACACUAUUGAGAGCAUCGAACGAAGAUGAAAGUUACAUAAGGCAAUCUGAGUCCAUAUGCACUGAAUAUAUUAACACGAAGAGUGCGAUUAAAGAUGAAUUUAAAAUUUCUCCGAGUGACAUGUGUGUUACUAAAAGUAGAGAUGUAUAUUUCAAUGACUUUAAAAACAAAACCAUCAGCAGCCUGUCACCAUCUGGAGCUAUCUCUAUAGUCAUCAGUACAGAUCUUUUGGAAGCAUGUGGAAUUUGUGAGUCAUUGGCCGGUGGACUACUGGUUACACUGAGUGACAUAAAGUCAAAUUAUUUCCAAUUAGAGUCACACAGCAGACGUCUGUUGAGACACAUCACAUUGACAGGUGAUGUCAUCAAGGAGUAUGAAUACCAGGAGGACGGUCAGACCAGACUGUUUACAUGGCCAACCAGAGUCACACAGAAUAGUAACUGUGACAUCAGUGUUGUAAAUGGUACAAGUAGCACUAUGGGUAAUCUAGUGAUCAUUUUUCCAACUAGUCGUAUAAGGUCUGUCUACCAUAUACAGAACCUAUCAGAGGACUUUAAGCCAACUGAUGUAGUGUGUGACUCCCUCUGUAACAUCCUUGUUACUGACCUUUACAACAAACGAAUUCAUUUGCUCUGUCCUGAUGGGUUAUUUCUGAAGUUCUUAUUGACAAAGAAUGAAACAUACCACCCAUUCAGAUUAUCACUAUACAAGUCUACAUUAGUUAUCGGUAAAGAUCCAAAGCGACCAUUGGGAAUCUGUCAGUCAAUGGAUGGUCGACUACUGAUCACCUUGAUAAACAAAGCAUUAGGUGUUUACAAUUCAGACAUCUGGAGAAUUGACGUCAUCCAUGAGUAUAAUUACCAGAUGGACAGCCAGACCAGACUGUUUACGUUUCCAAAUAUAAUCACACAGAACCACAGAACAGUAGAAGUGAUAUUUAUGUUGUCAACCGUACAAGAA